UUCACAAUGCUCCUCCUGGCGCCGGCCCCGCCUCGUUAUCAACAGCCUAUUAGUGAUCAGUAAUCGCAGCGUUAGUCAGCGAAGUCAUACAGCUCCUCCUCCUUCCUUUCAUCAGUUGCCCUCAGACAUGUCCAGACACGUUGAAAUACAAGUAGAAAUCAACUUUUGCAAUGCUCAACACGAAUUCUUCCUACGAAAUGGAAUAUAUCACGCUCUGAAAACGCCGUUUCCUCCCAGCCAUAGUAUUGAUAUAGAUCUUGAACAACGAAAUUUACGAUUUGGUUGGAGCACACAGGCAGACAAUGGCAUAUACAAGACUGUUCUCCAAAGAUUCGGCCUAUUCUCCUCGCGCAAAAACGGACGCGUCACGGUUCCGCAAAUGGAAGAUCUUGGAAUAAGCUCCAUGAGCUUAUACCGUCGAAAAGUUGGAACUAUUCCGCGAACGAGGAUAGGCCGCCUCAUAUGUCCAGCUCCAGCUCCAAUUCCUCCUUCUCCGCCUUUGGCUUCGUAUAGCCCAGUGACUCUACCUCUAAUGGUCUCUCCACCCCCAUCUCCUUAUCAAGGCUUUGGCAUCCACAGCCAACCCACUUCCUCCGGGGUUGUGCAAUCCAACCAUAAUCUUCCCGGCUUCUCAAACGGAAUCAACCACUCGCCUGCUCAUCGACCCAACGCACUUAAUACGGUUCAACCUGGUUCUUCGUGUCAGGUUCAACAGUCAAACAUCUCUCCUUCUACUUCCAACUCACAGCCUCGUUCGUCUCAUAAUCCUCACACCAAUCAGUCUCCCAGUGACACGCCUUCCUCGGAGGCUCCUCGCGUCCUAUGGGCAGAUUUAGGCUCGGGAGGUGUGCUCGUUACUACUACUCCUGUUGCGAAAGAAUCUAUAUCAUCCCUUUCGACUUCUAUCAAAACAGGGCGUAAUAACCUUGCUAGUUCAUCCUCUCUACCCUCUUCCCAUCGUUCUAUACCCCCUCCAACCACUAUCCCAGCGAAAGUGCAAACGGGGAAGAACAUAUCCCCAGUGUCUGCAACGCGUCAUUCCCUACCACCAAUUCCCUCACCUCCCACAAUGUGGUCAGUUCCGAUUCCUCGCACGAUGGGCAGCAAUAUAUCCAGCUCAAAAUCCUUUAAUCUUCCUCCACGUCCAAACGUUCCCGUGCCGUCGAAGCCGGCUUCAAGCACUACGGCAACGAGGGUGAACCUCUCUUCUCCGGCUUCUUCAUCAUCGACGUACUCGGUGAAAUAUGGAAUGCAGCAUCUGGUGUUAGAUUCGAAUGGGAACGCGAUCAAACCUUCGAGUUCACUUACACGAAGCAAGGCUGAAAUCCCAAUCAAAUCAUCUACUCCCUCGAUAUCCAGACUUCCGACGUCUGGAACAGUGCCUUACUCGCUGGCGCCUUCUCUUCCUCCCGCGAGUUCUUCAAAUAUCGCGAAACCUAGAACGGGACCUCCCGCUUUGGGGUCCAAAUCUUCUCCUUUAUCAUCUCCUGUGUUGAGCUUGGGGCUUCCUUUAUCUACAACAAACCCACAGACCACGACGAACGGUAACCCGCUUGCUCAGGGAGCUCAUUCAGCUCUGCGUAGUCCUCAUAAACUCAAAAAAUCCGAACCAUCUGAGGUCAUACCCCGAACCUCGGUGACCAUCAUUCCAUCCGCGAUUUCACUACCUCGACCUAGCUCAACUUCGGUCCUACCAUUGGAACCUAGAUCAUCUACACAUACAUUUGGACCCCCUCGUGUAGAGAGAGUAGUACCUACCUCUGCAAAGGUGGAUACAUCGAAAAAUAGAAACGAUAACCCUCCAAACGGCGUCAAAAGUCUGCCUCAGGUGCCAACUGGCCAACAACUAUUCAGUCCAAACAGCCUUCUGAUGCCGCAGGGAAUCAACAUAUCUAUAGCUCGGACUCUUCCAAUCAUUCCUCCGACUUCGAGUUCCAUCUCGAAUGGGUCUCAGGCGCCUCCAGACAAGGCAAUGUCUUCGUCUGCUUCUGUAUCAGGUGUACUUCCACCUAUAAUAACACCUGCGCUAAUACCCCACGCGCACGCGUGUUGUACAACUUCGACAGACGCCUUGGUACAUGCCGAAAAACUCGGCUCAACACCGCAUGUAAACCGAGAUUCCGUUCUGAACGGUUCUUCGAAAUCUCGAUGUGCAACGACUGUAAUGUCUGUUUCUCCCAACCCUCAUUCCUCCGUUGCUACUUCUUUGAGUACACCAGCCAUCUCUUCGACGCCAGCGCCAUCAUCUGCUGUGAAAAUAAUCACGAACGACGUUCAGAUGGAACCAGCAAUAGAAAUCAUAGACAAGGCUAUGGUAGCUGCCCCGCCUACUUCUGUUACUGUGAUCGGUGACGAGAUAGACGAAGGAAUAAGCGAUGGGAUCGCAGCUGCUGUUCAUGAGGUUUCGCCCAUGGCUGUUGAGGGUCCAUCUGAUCUUCAUCGAACAGGACUGAAGCGCCCUUGUUCUGGCACACCGACUCCUUCGGCACUUAAUGUUGAAGAAAUAGAUCUUCCUCCUUCCAAACGUACGAAACUCUGUGUGGGUUCACCCAUGACAAGUAACAUAGAAGAAAAGUUCCGUGAAUUGGUCACCGCGUUGGAGCAGGAACGAAAGCUUCGUGCUCAAAUCGAACACCGUCUUGAAACAGACAAACAUAAUUCCACCGGGGUCGAAGUGGCUUUCCGCAACGAAAUAACGUUAUUAAAAGCAGGCAACGAGACAUCCCAAACACAGAUUUCCUCUUUGGAAACAGAGAAUGGGUUCUUGCAAAAUAGAGUGGAGACUUUAGAACGAAUGGUUACGACCUCUCGUCAAUUAGCUGCGCUUGAAAGGGCGGAUGGGAUAAUGGCAACCAAGGACGUACAAGCGAUUCGAGAAGAGUUGGAGCUCAAACGAGUGAAAGUAGAGGUCCUCGAAUCGGAGCUCCAGUCAACGUCAAAUGAACUCGAGCUUGCCAAAUCGCACUUGAACGAGAAAGACCGUGAGAUCGCACAGCUCCAUGCAGACCUCAUUCGGGAGCAGGCUCUUCGACGAGAAAUGGAGGGAGUCGUGGAGGAUAUGCGGAGGGAGUGCAAAGAACCGUUUCUGGUUCCUGCUUUGGUUGAUGCUUUCAUGGAGGUCUCCAAAUUGACGACUAGGUCAACAAAGCCUUAUACACAGUAAUAUCUAGCAUUGGGUGUCGAAUUAAUUUGAGUUGCGCCAUGGCCUUCAUGAUUUAUCCAGCCACCUGAUAUCGAGUUGGAUUC
Molecule: messenger RNA, 3246 nt
Organism: Lentinula edodes (shiitake mushroom)
Lineage: Eukaryota; Fungi; Basidiomycota; Agaricomycetes; Agaricales; Omphalotaceae
Exons: 5
Coding region: 128-3163 (1011 amino acids)
Source: RefSeq, a predicted model, not a curated record